UACACGGGCAUACCUUCAUAAGGUAAAUAGGUCGAUACAUGUCAUAGUCUUCUAUUUAUAAACGCUAACCGUGUGCUUCAUACAAGAUGGAUACAUACAUUUUUCUUUUCGUGAUUUUAGGAAUUUUAAAUGUCACAGAAGGUAAAAAAAUGUUGCGGUGUAUAGAGUGCGAGCACAUUAACUGGAACAGGACAUACAACUUUGAAGGUGUACAGAACAUAUAUCAGCUUCUACAGAGCAAAUAUAAUCCGGCAUGUGCCCAGUUAAACCCACGUGAUCAGAAUAUGUAUAAUCAAAAUUAUCAGAAUCAGCAAAAUCAGCAAAAUCAGCAACCACUUCCAAAUCAGCCUGGCAAUAAUUUCUACCAGAAUAGAUACGAUGUAAGGGAGACAAUUUGCCCAGUUGAUGCUGAAACAAAUCGGUGUAAUUAUGUGUAUGGGAUAGCUACAGUCUAUCUUCAAAGUUACAAAGCAACAAUGACCCUUGAGAUGCAUGUCAGGAAUUGUAUUGACGCAAUUGAUGUUAAAGAUGUAUGUUACCGCAGAGACACGAAUUACGGGUACUUUGAGGUUAAACACUUCUUUCAGGACAGGCUACAGUUUUUGGGAAGCGUUUCUGUUCAACGUUUUAUUGGCGAUCAGUGUUACUGUAACAGUGAUUUGUGUUAUCCAAAUAUCAGCUCCAGUCCCAGUUUGGUUGCCUCAGCUUCGAGCCUCGUUUUGGCAGUUCUUACCUUUAUUUUAUUUAAAUGAAUUCCACUUUGACUGAUCUACGUUCCAAUUUCCCAAUCUUUAAUGACUAAAUAUGAAUAGGCUUAUCGCCUUUAAAGGUAGACUAGAUUGUAUGUGUGUAUGUAUGUAUGUUUGUUGUUAUAUAAUGUAAGUAAAAGUAGACUUGAUCGCCUAUCAUCGUAAAAUUCCGUUUUAUAUUCGGAAUAAGUGAAUUUAGUUCUGAAUUGUAUUAUUAUAUAAAACAAGUCAUAUUAUUUCGAUGAAAAACACGAUUUUUUACUAUUUGUGACGGAAUACACGUCACUUUGACGGAUGUUACUCGACAUAUUCCGAAGUCUUUUAAUAAAUAAUAUUAUAAUUACCCUUACCAAAGAACUGGGUACGUGUAUUUACUUUCAUAAUGCAAGGUUAUAUCUCUCUAAGAAUACCAUUUUUUAACAACAUAUGUAAAACGUUUUUGAAUUUUUUAUAUAUUUUAAAAUGCUAUUAGGUUUUUAAGUUUUUUUUGCAGGUGCAUUUGUGUAUUCAUUUUGUACAUUUAGUAAAUUGUGGCAGGUGAUUUACGGUAUUCCAUUUGUAAAAUAAGUAUUUUGUUGCAAGUGAUUUUGCAGUAUUCCUUUCGAUAUAUAAGUAAGUUGUCACUUUUCGUUUCUCGGGAUGAGUAAAUAAAUGCUCGUAAAAUUCGGAAUUCCUCCUAAAAUAAGUAAAUUGUCGCAGGUGCAAUUGUAGCAUAUAUAACGUUAAAUUUCAUUUUUUGUUUAGACAUUAUAAGAUUUUUUACUUCACUUUUACAAUGUAUUAUGCUUUGAAAAUUGUAAAACGAUAUUAUACAGUUGUUAUUAUUAUCAUGUUUAUCAGAACAAAAGUAUUUUAUCGUAUAUGCACAAUAGGUAUUUUAACGUAUACAUUCACUAGGUAUCUUAUCGUAUAUGUUAAAUAUGUAUCUUAUCGUAUAUGUACAAUAAGUAUCUUAUUAUGUACAAAAGUAUUUUACCGUAUUGUACAAUAAGUAUGUAAUUGUUUAUGUACAGAGUGUUAUUGUGUAUAUGUACUUUUGUACAUAGUGUCAUCGCAUAUAUAUAUAUGUACAUAGUGCAUUAUCAGCAUUUAUCAUUGUGCCAUGUGAAUUAACUGAGUACACAAGUGUUAGUUAUUUAUAGUCUGAUUUAUAUGAAUGAAGAAUGAAUACACUCAAAAUUGUUUUUUGAAUACGCUGAUUGCGAAGCAUUGAAAACUUAAAUUACACAAAAUAAUGAGGAAUGAGCAUUUUGUUUUAAUCUGUUUUUUUAACAAGUAUGUAUAUUUGGAAUUUAAAUCCACAUAAAGAUCCAUAAGUAAAAAAAUAAAGCAAAAACACACACAAGUAGUACAUGACAAUUUGAAUGUGUAUAUGAAUAUGUGAACUCUUUGUCAUGUUUUAAGAUAUAGAUUUUGUUUUAUCAUUUUAGAAAAUAUGUACUUAUUAUACAUUUGAUAUUUGUAUACAAGUACUGAUGUACAAAAUGAUUUUUUUGUCUUACUUUUGUCUUACUUUUGUCUUAUCAAUACAGUAUAUUAGAAAAUGUGUACUUUUUAUCAUGUCAUUACAUUGAUUUCUGUUGAUAAAGUGCAUGCCUGAUAAACCUAGCUUUAUCAGUCACCCCAAGCUUUAUCAGACACCUCAUCAAAAUAUGCAAAAUUUGCGAAAUGAAAUAAAAAGAAUGGAAUAUAUUUUCCUGCUACUGGGUUGGAAAUAUUUAACUGAUAAACUUUGAAUCAAAUAGAAAUUUUGAAUAUGAACGCGUCACUUACAAUUAACUAAAAACAUUCGGGACUAUUUCUUUUUGAUUUGGCAUUUCACAUAUUAUUGCGCGCCGUCUGAACACGAGAGGUUCUGGAUAGGGUUUUGCUUCAAUUAAAAUAAAAGAAAUCAAACAACAAUUGAAAUUGAAAACAUGAUAAAUAGAAUACCAAACAAGUGUCUAAUAUUAUAAAAUUUAUCAGGCUCGGCACGAAAAAAAAUGAAGAGCUCGGCACAGCCUCGCCCUUCAUUUUUUUUCUUAGCCUUGCCUGAUAAAUUUUAUAAUAUCAGACACUAGCAUGGUAUUCUCUAUUUAUACGUUUGAUUGUACUAAAAUGAAUUUUAUGUCUAACAGAAAAACUGCUUCUAAGUAACAUAUGAUAUUGAUAUGUUUUUUUAUGUUUUAAUGAUCACCAUUUUUAAACAUUUUAGGUUGAAAAAAAGAUAUGAUAUAAUUUUAACAAUCUGGCCAAUAUUUAAGAUUUUAAUGUCUUGAUCUCAUUGACUUUUUUAAAUCAGUUAACAUAUUGUAUAGAUGAGAGCACUUUUUUAUAUCAUAGUGAGAAAAAAAGCAAAGUAAUAUUGUAGGCUGCUUUGAGCGUUGUCUGCUCUGAGCAUCGUCAGCUCUUAGCGUCGUCUGCUUUGAGCGUCGUUUGCUCUGAGCGUCGCCUGGAUUAAGCGUCAUCUACUUUGAACGUCGUCUGCUUUAAGCGUCGUGUGCUUUAAGCGUCGUCUGCUUUAAGCGCCGUUUAGUUUGAGCGUCGUCUGCUUUAAGGGUCGUCUGCUUUGAGCGUCGUCUGCUCUUAGCGUCUUCUGCUUGAGCGUCGUCUGCUUUGAGCAUCUUUGUCACAAAAUAUUCUGAAAUGCUCCAUCAGCCAUUGUUCAGCAGAAUCUAAAUAAUAAGCUUUAUAAAUGCUUUUUUUAAAAGAUUGAAAAAAGGUUAAACUUGGUGACACUUGAUGUAAGUAAAUGAUGUACUUGAACACCAACUGAACGUAAUUGAGCCGCGCCAAAACCAACAUUGUGCGUUUGCGACCAGCAUGGAUCCAGACCAGCCUGCGCAAAUCAGGAUCCAUGCUGGUCGCAAACGCACUAUGUUGUUUUUGUCAUGGCGCGGCUCAAUUAUUAUAUCAUUUUAAUAUAACUGAAUUGUUUUGGCAUAUCUAGAUUUAUAUAUUUUGUUAUAUAUUGUGCAUUCUUUUAGCUAGUCUAUUUUCAUUUUUAUGCUUUAUAUGCCUUUAUUAUCUUUAUUUUAUGCCUUUAUAAAGGGCCCAAUUACACGCACAUCAUGAAUUGAAUUUUUUUUUAUUAAGAAUCUUUUUAUUGUUUUUAUCUUAAAUGUCCUGUAUUGCAUAUUUGUUUUACUAAAUACCUGUUGUACUAAUUAUCUGCUAAUAUUUGUUGAUUUCGAGUUCAAAGUAUAUUUGAGUGAACUUGUAUGUACAUGUAUUUGAAAGAUUGCCGGAAUUCAGUAUGCUAUUAACCGGCCAUAACGGAUAAUUGGUAGGGUGUUUUGCUUGGCGCCAACUUUUCGUCUAUAUCGUCCGGUAGAACGGUUAUCUGAGGUAGAGUGAAUCCUUUGAACAAUAUAAUAACCGAAACGUUAUUUACAACGGUAAGAAUAUCAACGUUUUCAAUUUUUGCCUUCAUUUGAUUACUUAUUUCCCGCUAGACAAAAAAUAACUACUUCCGGGAAUGACUUCCGGUUACAACUCAUUUUUUUCCGAUAAAAGAUCUUGCUCUACUAAAAGAUUUUCUUAAAACUUACAUUUAUGUAAAUUUUGUCAUGAUGCCUGACUUCAGACAAACACAUGCAAAUAAAUCGGACAGGACUUUAGUAUAUUUAGUUUGUUUUGAUUUCCUUUUUAGAUCUUAUUUCAUUUUUAAGGUAUGAGUCAUUAUAAAGUUUGUAUUAAAGAAGUUAAUUGAAGGUUAAUUGAAGGGUACAGCUAGUUCUGAGAAAUUAAGGAACAUUUUACAUCAUUACUGAAUGUUUUCUGUUUUAGGAUCAUUUUAAAGACUACACAAUAAAUUCGAAAAAAGUUCCCCACCGUGUAUUACCCGCACUAUUGGAUGCAGGAUAGAUAUCAUUUGUGCAAACUAUCAAUGUAUAUUCUGACACCACUGACAGCAUUGACUUAAAAAUUAAAAAAUAAACAACUGAAAAACAACAACAACAACAACAUGUUGUGAAGUAUCAGCUAAUAUUAUCAUAAACAAAAACCUUACCUUCUUACGAAAACUGAUUACGAAUUAAGAUUAAUGUGUAAUGUCGCCGUACACAAUAUGUAAUGUGCUUCUUGUAUAUAGUUCUAUCUUUAUUCUAAAUUUGCAUGAUUUAAAUGAUGACAUUUGUAAAGUGUCGGAGAAAAAAAAGUGACAAAUUUUUAUUUCAUGCAAAUUUUUUGCAUUGUUAUACAUAUCUAAUCAUGUAAUUUCCACGUCAAUUUGUUGUAUUUUUAUUGUAUCAUUUUUGUAUCUUUUUUGUUAUUUUUUAUUAUAAAAGUUUCUGAUCAAUUUAAAUGUGUAAUCUAUAAACAGCAAUAUAUGUUUUGUUUUUUAUUGGUAUAUAUUUUGUAAUUUGUGAAACAGCACUGUUUGUUUCGAGUGUAUUUUAGAUUUAUGCAUGACUGUAUAUACCUUUUCAGGGACAUAGAAUCAAAUUAAGUCGUUCAUAAGAUAGAUGUUUUUAUUUAAUAAAAUUGAAUACAGUCUAAACAUCUUUUAUUGACUGUAAGAUAGUAUCUUGAAAUUGCAAUUAAAACAGUGUAAGCGAUGUUAUAAGUUGAAAAUGGUAAGCAACAGUAACGUAUUUAUGUAUACAAACUUUUAUUGAAAAAAGUCAAAUAGAUUAUACUGAUAAUUUGAUAUGACGAGUAAUUAAUGUAAUAUAGCGUAGUGAUAAUGAGAUUGAUAAUUAUGAUUAGUCAAUGUAUACAAUAUGAUAUGUAAAUUAUAUAUUUCGUCCAUACAUUAAAACAUGCUCUAAAGUUACAUAA
This is a messenger RNA of Ruditapes philippinarum (Manila clam), 5510 nucleotides long. RefSeq lists its product as uncharacterized. The record is from RefSeq and is a predicted model, not a curated record. The transcript has 4 exons. The coding region runs from base 87 to 752 and encodes 221 amino acids. NCBI's taxonomy places the organism in Eukaryota, Metazoa, Mollusca, Bivalvia, Venerida, Veneridae.